CCUGAGGGAACGUCAAAAGCGGCCGCUAACGCUGUGGCGACAGGCGUAAAGGCCACGCUAGCGCGUUCAGCCUUCCGAGAAGCGCUUGGCUUUGGAGAUACGCUCGAGAAGAAGGACGGAGGACUUGGCGAAGGUGACGCCAGGACAGACCGCUACGCUGUUGGUCCCUCUGGCUUGGCGACUUCUCUGAAAGCAACUAGUCAGGGGACGCACGCGCCGGAAACGCCUGCGCCCUACAGACCCCUGUUACUUCGACUCGAGGAAGAAACGAGCAGUCCAGCUGGAGAUGCUUAUGCCCCUGAAAACCUUUUGGAUCGCUGGAAAGAGGCCCAAGGUGUCAGCUUUGGCAUGGUGGUGCAAAACACCGUCUUUCGUGACAGAGAGCGUCACAUUUUUUUUAUGGUGCUAGGUACCGUCGUGCUCUGGGAGUUGUUGGCUUCCCCUCUCGAAUGGACAGUUGAUGAGAGUCUCUAUGAAUAUCUCGACUUGGUCGAUGCGACUGACGGGUAUGGAAAGCUGUGGGUUUGGAGUUGCUUGGGUGCCUCUGUAGGAGCCUGCAGCGUCGCCAUAUUUGUGGAUCAGCUGAAUUGCUUCCUCAGCAGUAACAUCUCCCGCCUCGCCGUCCAUUUCUAUGGCUAUGCUCUCCUGAUGACAUUGUCAUUGCUUGCCAGCGUCUUUUUGCCAGUCCAUAUCCCCAAGAAAACCAAGCGCAUGAACAAAACUGCUAAAGCCCUGAACCUCAUAGGAAGCGAUGGCCGAGCGAUCCUGUCUGCCAUGACCGUCUUCCUUACUGGCGUGGCUGGGUCAGCAGUGCACAACUUUCUCUUCUGGCAGAUGCAGGACCAAGGCAGCAGUGAGAUGUACAUGGGGCUCGCUGUGGCUGUUGCACUAAUUGCUGAACUUCUGCUUUGUUUCUUCAAAAGCAAGCUACUGAGGACUCUCUCGAGCAGUGGUGUUGUCGCACUGAGCCUCAGCUGCCUGGCGGCACAGCUUCUGUACUACUCAUUCCUGUGGAAUGCAUGGUCAGUUCUCCUUAUCCAGGUUUUAUCUGCCUUUAGCAAUGGUGCUUUGUGGUGGGCAGUUAACGUCACAGUCAAUGACAUCGCCACUCCCGGGACGGAGAGAUCCCUGCGCGCUCUUCUCCGAGGCCUCUCGCACGGCGGAGGAGCGAGCCUGGGGAGUUUUGCAGGGGGAUUUGUUGCGGCGAACUUUGGCCUGGCGGGUUUGUACAGGGCAUGCUGCGUGUGCCUGGUACUCUGGUUAUGCGUGUUCUUAAUCGUCCAGUCUAAGUUGCCUCGGCAGAAAAAAAUUAACUAUUCUCGUCUCCUGGCUGCCGAUUCCAGUGAUGUGAGUGACUCUGAUGAGGAGAAAGAAAGGGACUGGCUGGUAAAAGCUAUGAAGGAUGACAGCUUUAGUAGGAAUUGGUAACAACAGCUUGGGAUCAACUAAUCUGUACUUGCACAUGUGGGGUACAGAGGUGAUGGGAUAUGAUGAUGAUGCCCAGAAAUUACCAUUAAUUCUAAAGUGCUAAA
Struthio camelus australis is the source of this 1532-nucleotide messenger RNA. Lineage: Eukaryota; Metazoa; Chordata; Aves; Struthioniformes; Struthionidae. The record is from RefSeq and is a predicted model, not a curated record.